Molecule: messenger RNA, 6287 nt
Organism: Patella vulgata (common limpet)
Lineage: Eukaryota; Metazoa; Mollusca; Gastropoda; Patellidae
Exons: 11
Coding region: 1192-2094 (300 amino acids)
Source: RefSeq, a predicted model, not a curated record
UCAGCACGACUGGGGUUAACAUUUUCAGUCGGAUGUAUGGUUCAAAGGUUUGAAUUGAAAUCAGUUAAGAGUGGUUACUGUGUUAAGAAAUGUGAUUCCCCAUUGGGAAGAGCUCAUUUUUUAAACAGGAUAAUUUGUAUAAAACACGAGACCUACAGAAUUUACAACCGCCUAAAAUAAGGACGGAUGCAGAUUCAACCACACCCAUUCUAGGCCUAUUGGCGAAGGAGAUUGGCCCCAAAUAAGAUGAUUCUGUUAUUUUGGACACCUUUGUUGUAGGGGGCUGGGGGGGGGGGGGCAAGGGUGUAGAAAGGAGUGUGUGUCCAGGGCUGUCUUAUAUAAAGGUCACCUGGCUAAGCAGCACACUGAGGACCCUACCACCAAAACAGUCACAGGAUUACAAAUGUAUAUGGUUGAUUAAAUUAAACAUAAUUAUCUCUUGCUCUGUAAAUUCAAACCUGGUGUUGGGCAAGAAACUCAUCUGGAUUUUCCAACGUGGUUCCCCCAUGUCUAUGAUGCAGAGUGUGGGACCUGGAAGGGACAUUGUAUAGUCAUUCGAAUGAGAUAGAAAAAAUCAAGGUCAUUGUCCACAUUGGCGUGCACAUAAAAUAUCCCUUAGCAGGUUGAAUUUGAUAUAAGAGUAGGCCAUAGUGCCCCUGUCUGGACAAAAUUUUCCUCUGGCAUAUUUCAGAGCAGAGCAGUAGGAUGUUAACACCAUUUCAUUUGUUUUAUAUAUAGCCUAAGCAGCUUUCAAUCUGACUGUCUGUUACACCCUUUGGAACACCGGUGUCCGAACUUGGUGCUUUGGAGCAUGAUAACUCUGCUGCUAAUUCAGAGGGAGUAAUGUAGAUAAGCAAAUUAAUCAAAUGUAUGACCCCUGAUGUGACCUCCCACUACAACUAGUCAGAUCUUCAUAUAGUUCAGGCCAUCGAAAGUAUGAAAUAUAGAUCUGUAUUUGAAACAGGCAAUCUAAAUACACACUAUAUCUCCUGUACAUUAGAACACCAAUCAUUCUGUAUAUUGUACUGGUAGUAUAGAAAAUCAUACAAAUUAAAUAAAAGAAAAAUAUAGUUUUAAUUAAACUCUAUCCACCCUGCUAAAGUGCAAUUUAGGGGGUUCGGGGUCAGAAAACUCUUCUACAGUGUUGCUUUUGUAACCUUUGCUGAAAUUCCUUGAUCCUGCCCUGUUAGAAUGCAUGUUUUCUGUUUCAGAGUUGAGGUUUUAGAACAAGUUAAAAUGGCUCAGGAAGGUCGGCCAACACAGGAAAUCAAUGUUGGUUUAAUUGAACCAACAUUAGUCAUAAAUGAAGUAGACCGUUCCAGAAUUUCAUCGGACACAGGGAGGAGAAUUUUGCCAGGACAUAAGCACACAAGAUCAAUACACACACAUGAGGUAGAACCCACAAAUAAAAAGGCAAAGUUAUUACCAAAUGAAUCCAGUUGCCGAAGCAGAACUGGAUCAGACCAGAAUGCUUCCCCUUCCUUUAACUUAAGUACAGAAAAAAGAUGCACAGACGAUGAAGAUAAUAACCCUUCAAAUAGCAACCAAGAUAACUACUGCAAUGACUAUCAGAAUAAAUAUUCUGCAAUUACUGCUUCUGGAACUGGGACAUCAGAUGUUGAAGUUGAAGAACGCUGUUUACCUGGAACCAUGAUAUCUGAUGAGGAGAGCUAUCGAAGUUCAUCUGACAGGGGAAAAAAAUAUUUCCAUCAAAAGGUUGAAGUUGAAGAACGCUGUUUACCUGGAACCAUGAUAUCUGAUGAGGAGAGCUAUCGAAGUUCAUCUGACAGGGGAAAAAAAUAUUUCCAUCAAAAGGUUGCAGUUGAAGAACGCUGUUUACCUGGAACCAUGAUAUCUGAUGAGGAGAGCUAUCGAAGUUCAUCUGACAGGGGAAAAAAAUAUUUCCAUCAAAAGGUAAGAGAAAGAGAGGCGAAAAAAAUAUUGAAUGCUCAACUUAGAGCCAAGAAUAAUGAUGUUAAAGAUGAGACUACCUGUAAUACUAGUACUAAUAUACCCCAGAUUGAUGAUCUACUAGAAGAGACAAAGUAUAAUAUACCAGACAUUGAUUUUCUACUAAAAAGUAAUAAUGAAUGAUGAUACUGCUGGUUUCCUGUCGUGUACCACCCACCUAUAACACAAGAAAUGAAUGCGGUAAAUGUGACCUGCUGCCAUACACAUUUCCAAUUUAGAAAACAACAAAAUAAAAUACAGAGUAGCUUCUCCUUAAAUCAGUACUAUUGUCAAAAAGUAAUAAAAUAAAUAUAAAAUAUAUUUAGAUCUAUUUCAAUUCUGAUUUAAAAAUGGCAUGAAGUAGUUACUGUCAAUUUGCAUUUACGUCAACAACCCUGCAGGUCACAUUCAUUUCAUUCUUUACUUUUGUUAUGUUUACUACUUAUUUGAAAUUUUGCUUUAUGGCAUUUACUAAUUUUAUUUAAUAUACUCUUAGGGCAUUUACUAAUUUUCAUUUUUGGCCAAAAUGUGCUGAUAAUGCUGCUUUUGUUGCACCAAUGAAUUAGAAGUUACCAGGUUACAAUUCUUAAAGGAGCUAAGUCUCUAACUAAAUAAUAUCCCAAAUCUUCAACAUUGAAAACACGAUUUAUUUGUCAAAUUAAAUCAACAUUCAUGUUGUGAUCUUACCGGAAAAAGAUGGGCUUUUGAUAUCCAAUAUUUAAGACAAAAUAAACAUUUUACCAUUGGUACACGAAUCGUGUACCAUAAUGCGCUUCAGCCCCAGAUGUAUCAAGAGACUCGAGGGACGAGGCUAGACACAUUGCACCAAAUUUAGAUUUAUUUCAAUUCCGAUUUAAAAAUGGCAUGAUUGUUCUAGUGUAUUUACUACUUUUAAAAUCCAAUUUUUUAAAUUAUAUUUUAGCGUGAAUAUUGUGUAUUUAUUUUAAUGUUACUUAAUAUAUCAGUGCCAUAGUUCUAAAAGGUUGUAUAUUCUAACUGCGUUAUUAAGAUUGGAAUAGGUUUUUCCUACAAUUUUUGAGACUAAACAACAGGACUAUGAUAUCGAUGUUCAAUUUAUCUUUAUUUUUUAACUUACAUCUUAAAUUAAUAGAAACGAAAUGAAAUGAAAUGGGGUUAAACAUACUACUGUUUUGCUCCGUAAAUUAAUAGAAAUCCCAUGUCUAAUUUUAAGCUGUGGAAGCUGUGGUGGCUAACUGAGUAAGACGCGGGCUUGCUAACCAGGAGGUUUCAAGUUUGCUCCCAGUGUUCCACAGGAUUUUAUUGGCCAACGCCAGAUCUCCUGGUUAACGAGCCAGAACCUUCCUUACUGAACCACGAUCUUCACUAAAUUUUGUAUAGAAGAUUCUUGUGGGGGUGCCUACAUGGUAACCUCCCCUCCUUCGCCUCUCGCAGAAUACUGGCGCUGCCGUUUGUAACCCGUCAUUUUUUCAAGCAUUUCAGGUUCUGCCACCAUACGCCUACGAGCACAUCUCAGAAACCAUUUAAGAUAUCUUUAUCAAACUUUAUAAAAAAAAAUUCUCAAAGUUGGAUCAUUCAUACAUCUAGAACUGUCUUCAGCGACGCCUGAUAUUAUUUGCAAUACAUCUUACAACAUGUGCACAGCUAGUAUUUGGUUUAUACAUGUCACAAGGCCAUUGAAACAAUGUACGUAGUAUUUGGUUUUUGAUUACCAGGGUGCAGGAUUUUGAUGAGUCUUCUUGUUACAUUACAGUAUUUUAAUAUCCAUGUAUGCGUAAUUAUUUUAAUAUUCAUGUAUGAGUAAGUAUUUUGAUAUUCAUAUAUGAGUGAUAUUCAUGUAUGAUUAAAUAUUUUGAUAUUCAUGUAUGAGUGAUAUUCAUGUAUGAUUAAAUAUUUUGAUAUUCAUGAAUGAGUAAGUAUUUUAAUAUUCAUGAUAUUCAUGAAUGAGUAAGUAUUUUAAUAUUCAUGUAUGAGUAAGUAAAAUAAUAUAUUGUGUCCAUACCAUAUGAAAACUCUUUUUGUUGCAUAAUGCUUUGUUUUCAUAACAAAUUUAUUAUUAAUCAUAUGAUAUUUAUAGGUUCUAAAGUUUUAGUUCUUUAGGAUCUUCAUUGAUAUAUACUUGUAAAUAGGCACUUAAGGUCAGUAAAGAAUUUUGUUUUGUUUAAAAUUUCAGAACUUAAAAAGUUGGCACUAACCCACAGUUGCAGGUUUUGUGUCUGGUAAAAGGGACAGGACUUUAUUUUGCAAUUAUUUAAGCUGAGGGUCGGGAUACGAUUGGUUUGACUAAAUCCUGGGCACCUUUGGUUUUGGCGAGCUAGAACCUAGAUUUAUUUGUUUACAAGUCUGAAGUUUCUAUUAAGCAUGGGGGGUUGGAUGGCUGAAUGGUUAGCGUGCGCGCGCUGUAUCAUAAAGUCUGUCAUUGAGUCGACUGGUGUGGUUUCGAAUCCCCGGUUGUACGUGGCAAGGAGUAGGGUCGCCUGUCAAGCCUCGUGGGUUUUCUCCGGGUCCUCCGGUUUCCUCCCACUGCUAAAGACCCCUACGCGCAAGCGAAUUAUUGAAAUAAAAUUAAACCAUAUGUUAGUCCCGAAAUGACCUAGUUUGUGUCGAGUGGACGUUAAACCCCAUUUCUCUCUCUCUCUCUAUUAAGCAUAGUAUACGUAGUAUCAUACAAUCGAGUCUGUCACAAGCCCCAAGAUAAUAUAUUGUUGUCAGGCUUGCCCUUAUACUACAUUUUGGCGAGCUUCGUAAAAUACAUUUUUGCCAGUCAUAAGCCCCUCUUACUACAAAGGAAAAUUUUAAUAGAAUCAUCAAAGAACGAAAGUUUAAAUUGGUAUGGUCUAAGCCCCUCUUACUACAAAGGAAAGUUUUAGUCAAGUUUAUAUUUUUAAGUAUGUGAUAAGUCUGGUCCAAUUUAAUCUGUGCAAAAUUAGACCAGUGGUUCUCAACCUUUUUUUGCCAACGGCACACCUUAGAACACAUGAUAAAAUAGCGGCACACCUACCUAAAUAUAUGAAAAGUAUUUAUGUUUUGCAAAAAAGAAAACAUGGCAAGUCAUAGAAGGCAUACAAAAGUAGACACAGACUAGUCAUAGACUCAUAGGAAGACUCAAACUAAAUAAAGGAAACACAGAUAUGGUUGAGAAUCACUGAAUUAGACAUUACUUAACCUAUCCUGACCAUAAUCAACUCUAGAUGGCAUCGCUAGCCUGCGAUCUUUAGUGCAUUGUGAGCCGAUUUACUGCAUAACUUUCCUUUACGAUUUAACGAUUAAAUGGAUGUUUAUCGUACUGACUUUAGUAAUGAUGAUCAAGGCUUGGCGGAAAUUCAAUCACUUUGUUCUCGGUUCAUAGUGGAUCAAUUUGAAUGAAAUUUUCAGCAAAUUGCCUUUACAUUAUCUAGUUUUUAUACGCCCACAUUGAAAUGUGGUCGGAGAUUGUCGUCGCCUAUCCGUCCGUCCGUCUGUCCGACCGUCCCGGGUCCACAAUUGCUUGUGGACGCUCUAGAGGCUAAAGUUAAUAUCCGAUUGACUUCAAAUUUAUAUACAAUGUUUAAGGCCAUGAAACGAAGAAUCCUAUUGAUUUUCAGCGAUUUCCGAUAAUUACUGCCAGAGUUAUGGCCCUUGAUCACUUCAAAAAAUCUUGUGGACGCUCUAGAGGCUAAAGUUAAUAUCCGAUUGACUUUAAAUUUAUACACAGUGUUUAAGGUCAUGAGACAAAGACGUCUAUUCAAUUUCAGCGAUUUUUGAUAGUUACUGCCAGAGUUAUGGCCCUUGAUCACUUCAAAAAAUCUUGUGGAUGCUCUAAAGGCCAAAGUUAAUAUCCGAUUGACUUUAAAUUUAUACACAGUGUUUAAGGUCAUGAGACGAAGAAGCCUAUUGGUUUUCAGCGAUUUCCGAUAAUUACUGCCAGAGUUGACUUCAGAUUGAUACACAGAGUUUAAGAGCUUGAGACGAACAAGAAUAUUGAUUUUCAAUGAAUUUUUAUGACUUGAACAGCUAAAUCCAAGAUAUUAAAAGUUUUGUAUACUAAACGUUAGCAUGGGGCAGAACUUUAUAAAAACCAAACAAAUUCUAAUGGUUUUCUGAUAAUUACUUCAUGAGUUGUUACUCUUAAUCAGAUUUUAGUGUAUUAUAAAUGUUUCAUUACCGAAAGAAGUAAAAAUAUGCGACAACGCUUGUUGACUGCCCUGACGAUUUAGUUGCUGUGGGCGUAUGUUUCGUUGCCUGACAACCUAUCUUUAACUAUUAUAGUGAGAACUGCCAACUCGUUAUCGAAUCUCCCAUAAUGUAUCUUUAACAACUUGUGAAAUUUUGUUGAUACAUUUCAGUGUAAUAAACUAUAGUAAUUGUUAUUCCAUAAA